CAUAUUUUCUAUUGCGUGCUUGGUGUAAACUUUUUUGCUCUCUUGGGGAGAGAGAGAGAGAGAGAGAGUGAGGUUGGUUCUGCAAGUCCUCUGGUCACUGGUGUUGUGGGUUUGCAGGUUUUUUCAUUGACGACUCACAAGUUGAAGUUCAAAGCUCUUUGAGAAUUGAUGGGUCUUUCUGUUUCGGUGCUUUUAUCCCCAUGGAGUGAAAUCCUAAGGCAUGAGUUUUUUGGCCUAACCGACACUUUAAAAAUGUUUAUCAUGAGGUCCAUGAGACUCAAAGAAUCUUCAUCAGAAACUCAAAACAAGUCUAGUACAUCACAUAAAGCGAAUAUAGAAAGGUCAACGAGCGUGAAAAAAAGGGAAUCAAGAGAACCAAAGAUUGAAGUAUAUGAUAAAUCAGACAAUUCGGUCCUAGGGAAAAACAAACCCGUCUCAAAACCUUCAAAUUCAAUAUGCCUAAACAAGGAAGCAACAAUGCAGAUACAAAAGCCCACCAUUUUGCUUCCUCAGCCGGUGAUUUUUUUCUCUCCGAGGCCCGUUAGCGAGCUUGACGCUGCAGCUACUAAGCUUCAGAAGGUCUACAAGAGUUACCGAACUAGGCGAAACCUUGCAGAUUGUGCUGUUGUGGUUGAGGAACUCUGGUGGAAGGCAUUAGACUUUGCAGCUCUAAAAAGGAGUUCAGUUUCAUUCUUCGAUAUUGAGAAGCCAGAGACUGCUUUUUCGCGGUGGUCACGAGCAAGAACAAGAGCUGCUAAGGUUGGAAAAGGCUUGUCCAAGGAUGAGAAGGCUCAGAAAUUAGCUUUACAGCACUGGCUUGAAGCUAUUGAUCCACGUCAUCGAUAUGGCCAUAACCUUCACUUCUACUACGAUGUCUGGUUUGAUAGCAAGAGCACCCAACCUUUCUUUUACUGGUUGGAUGUUGGUGAUGGUAAAGACUUGAACCUCAAGAAGUGUCAAAGGAAUGUCCUACAACAGCAAUGCAUCAGAUAUCUUGGACCGAUAGAGCGCGAAACGUAUGAAGUUGUGGUAGAGGAUGGUAAACUUGCGUACAGGCAAACUGGGGUGCUGGUGAACACAACUGAGGGGUCUAAGUGGAUAUUUGUGCUGAGCACGUCAAGGGCCUUGUAUGUGGGGCAGAAGAAGAAAGGCGUUUUUCAGCACUCGAGUUUUCUUUCCGGAGGAGCCACAACAGCAGCUGGAAGAUUAGUUGCCCGUGAUGGGGUUCUUGAGGCUAUAUGGCCAUACAGUGGUCACUAUCUCCCAACUGAAGACAACUUCAAGGAAUUCAUCAGCUUCCUCCAAGAGCACCAAGUAGACCUUACCAACGUUAAGAGAUAUUCAAUAGAAAAUGAAGGAACGUCAUUCAAAGUAACCAAUGAAGAAGAGAGCAAGGCAGAAGAUGAGCUCAACACUAUCUCCACAACCACGGUGGCAUUGGACAUUAAUGCCGUGAAUGGCAAGGAAUCCAACACCAUCCCGACGGAACGUCAAGAAAACAUUGCAAACUCCAACGUUGCCAAACCCGAAGCGCCAGUUUUCGACUUGGCCAAACGCUUGUCUUGCAAGUGGACAAGUGGGGUUGGUCCACGUAUUGGGUGUGUCAGGGACUAUCCUCUGGAGUUACAAUCCCGAGCACUUGAACAAGUCAACUUGUCUCCAAGGCUUACUCCGGGCAACAUUGGACCCUGUCUACCAAUCCCCUCACCGCGGCCCAGCCCAAAGAUCAGGGUCUCGCCCAGGCUUGCUUAUAUGGGCCUCCCCAGCCCAAGAUUGGCUCCGCCAUCUUUUUCUCCCGUCAAUGCCAAUUAAGCCUACUAAAACUUAUUCUCGUGCUCUUGGUCUUAGAAUGAGUUUCGUUCUCUUUUCUAAAUGAGAUGAAUUCUUUCAUUAGUUUGUUUUUUUUUUUUCUUUUUUUUGGGUGCAAGUUGUAAAUAUAUG
Molecule: messenger RNA, 1941 nt
Organism: Morus notabilis
Lineage: Eukaryota; Viridiplantae; Streptophyta; Magnoliopsida; Rosales; Moraceae
Product: IQ domain-containing protein IQM1
Exons: 9
Coding region: 169-1812 (547 amino acids)
Source: RefSeq, a predicted model, not a curated record